GACUCGGAAGUAGCUAGCUAACGUUAGCUAGGUUUAUUUUUUGCAGACAUUUAAAUUGGCUGAUGUAGCUAGCUAGCUUUUAGAAUAACAUUUACAUUAACUCGUUUUUUAAACGACACUCAAAAUGUCUAACUGUAUCGCCCUUCAGACACAACUAACCUCGAUCAUGGAGGUUUUAGCCAAAUCAGCGGUGGCAGAAAUCGCCAAACUUAUCGAUGACAACUGUGCUGUAUUACAUUUCGAAAUAUCUCGGAAGCAUAAUGAAAAUGAAAUUUUGCGGAGAAAACUGCUCAUGGUGGAUAAUGAACUGAAGAUUGCGCGGAUUUCACGACACACCGUCUACCUAGGCUAUAGCAGCCCAUGGAUUCCGUGAAAAUACGACGCCUAGCGUUGAGGUGAGUAACUACCUGAAGUGUUGUGGAAUCCAAUGGGUUGCUUUAGUCUAGCAUGAGGACAAAAAAGGGCAGUUUAAGUAAAAACGAUCAGUAUUUCAGUCUUCUCAUUGUAUCAUUUUGGACAAUUAGUAGUGUAGCGCCAUCUUCUAUCCCUGGAUUGAGGAACGUUGAUUAGAAAACUCGGCUUGGGAGUCCCAUGGGGCGGCGCACAAUUUGUUCUUAAUUUAUCUGACUUACCUAAUUAAAUAAAGGUUACACACACACACACAACGUUUUCCGAACCAUAUCUCGCCGGGCUCCGGACCAUACUGGGAAGAUGUACUUACAGUGACCAUAAAUAAGGUCGGAAUCAUAUGGUUGCCUACCUGUCAAAAAAAUACUACUGGAGAGUCCUGGGAGUCUCCUUUAUGUCUGUAAUAAUUUGCUGUUUCAGAGAAAUACAUGGACAGCUGUGCUUCAGACUGGAGACCCAGUCAGCGAGGAGAUGAGGAUGCGUUUGGGUCAGCUUUGGGAGAAAUUAAGUUUGCAGAGAUAGAAACCCCUUUCAUUAAGGUAGAGAGACAGGAUGAUGGAUCAUGGAGCAGGGAGCAACACAGAGGACCAAGUGGACAGGGAAACACUGCAUACGUCAAUAAUGCCAUUCAGAAGCUUCCCAUUGGGAAUCAUCAGGACUUGGAAGAAGAGGAGAAUCAGGACCCACUAAUUCUCCUGGAAGAGCAGCUGGCAGAAGGCCAAGAGAAGCUUAGUGAGCUGUGCCAGUCUCAGUCUGGGCACUGUGGCGAGGAGGAGACCAGUGUUCUAGAGUUUGUAAUAAAGACUGAGAAGGAGGAAGAACAUUCUGGAUUCAGUCAGGCUGGAUGUCAGAGGAGCACAGUAAAGCAGCAGAACCCCGUGAGCUCUGAAUUUGUAAUGGAUGAAAGAGACAGUCAACUGUGGUCGUCUAUAGUUCAAGGGAAUGAUGACAUAGUCAUAGAGACUGACUUUCCUGAUUUCUCUUAUGUAGCCGACCAGUAUUCAGAGAGUUUUCCAGAUCGCUCCGAGGCUCAGCCUCAGCCACAGCCCCUCUCUAGCCCAGUGGAAGGCCCUAGUAAAUCAGCCAUCUCACCUUUACAUAGACCGUGCAAUGGAUCAAUGUACAACAAAGUCUUUCAGAAAGAGAAAGUAAGUGCAUCUCAGUCUGUGUCUAGUUCUUUUCAGUGCCGACCGCAGAUCAACCAUUCACAGCAGCAGACCAGGCAGAGAGAUCAGGUGUUCUCCCAGAGGAAUAAUCACAUCCCACCGUCCAGGCCUCAAGACACUGGACACACAGCAGAGCGAAGCUUUGGACUGAGUGACACUGACAGACCAACUGCCUCCCAUUUAGGGAUUCGAUUGAACAAUAACACUUUUACACCAGGUGGCCUCAGAAGCUUCUCUAUGCCUCAUUAUAAUACGAAAAAUCACUGGGGUACAGCCAUAACAGAGAAGGUUUUCAGUUGCUCGCAGUGUGGCAAGAGUUUUAGUCGCCUGUCCUAUCUCAAGAUACAUCAGCGAAGUCACACGGGAGAGAGGCCGUUUCGGUGCACCGUCUGCGGGAAGAGUUUUCAUUGCUCCUCGCACCUGACUAUACACCACCGCAUUCACACGGGAGAGAGACCCUAUAGCUGUGCCACGUGUGGGAAGAGGUUUACCCAGCAGAGCAGUCUCAAGACCCACCAGAGUGUCCACAGUGGAGAGAGACCAUAUGGUUGCUCUCAGUGUGGCAAGACUUUCACUCUUCUGCACCAUCUGAAGAGGCACAGGAUUAUUCAUGCUGGGUAUAGCUGAGUGGGUCAUUUAUUAUUAUUAUUAUUAUUAAACCUCUAUCCAGGAAGUCCGUAAAUAUGGUCCUCAAAGCUGAAUUUAAGAUAGUUAUUUGUUUUACUUUAGAAAUGAAAAUAGUUCAAGAGAAAUUAGAACUUUGAUGUUUUAUGCUAUUUUCAACACUACAGAAACAUUUCAUGAAAUAAAAUACACAUCGAAUAGUUUUGCAUCAGGCCUUUUAAUAAACUAUGAAAAUCGGUACUCUCCAUAA
This is a messenger RNA of Oncorhynchus kisutch (coho salmon), 2448 nucleotides long. Its product is annotated as zinc finger protein 260. The record is from RefSeq and is a predicted model, not a curated record. Lineage: Eukaryota; Metazoa; Chordata; Actinopteri; Salmoniformes; Salmonidae. Bases 837 to 2201 code for a protein of 454 amino acids. Gene Ontology annotation, molecular function: DNA-binding transcription factor activity, RNA polymerase II-specific; RNA polymerase II cis-regulatory region sequence-specific DNA binding. The transcript has 4 exons. Gene Ontology annotation, biological process: regulation of transcription by RNA polymerase II.